Molecule: messenger RNA, 2281 nt
Organism: Acipenser ruthenus (sterlet)
Lineage: Eukaryota; Metazoa; Chordata; Actinopteri; Acipenseriformes; Acipenseridae
Product: selenoprotein Pb-like
Exons: 5
Biological process (GO): selenium compound metabolic process
Cellular component (GO): extracellular region
Molecular function (GO): selenium binding
Source: RefSeq, a predicted model, not a curated record
GGUACAGUGUCUGGUUCUUUUAAAAUCACAAUAUAUGAAAGCGUUAUAUGUUUUUGGGAAUCCAAAUGAUGCACUUGCUUUUAAUCUAGUUAAGAAGUGGUACUAGAAUUCUACUGAAUGUUCUUACUGGUGGAAUGUGUUUUUCAUACUGCGGCUGUAAAACCCGUUCUGCUGUGAUUCGCCGCUGCGGGUCCCGGUUGGGAGGUGCUCUCCCUUUAAAGACAGAAUCGAUCAAAACACAAAGACAGAAGAUCAAACUAACAGGACCGAAGAGAACUUUUACGAUUGAGUAGAAAGGUGCGCUGGAUCUGUAAAGAUGCGUCUGUCGACCGCCGUGUUUGCGGCGUUCCUCGGGCUGUCUGUAGCAGCUUCUGACGAGGAGGGCGUCUCGCGGAUCUGUCAGCCUGCGCCUAACUGGGAGAUCGAUGGGUAUUCGCCCAUGCAGGACCAGCUGGGCAGGGUGACUGUGGUAGCACUGCUGAAAGCCAGCUGACAGUUCUGUCUCACGCAGGCUUCCAGGCUGGGAGGUCUGCGUGCCAAGCUGUCCAGGAGAGGGCUCUCGGAGGUGGGAUUCUUGAUCGUCAAUGAGAAGGAGCCCCAGGCCAGAGCCAUGUACUGGGAGCUAAAGAAGAGAGCGCCCAUGGGGGUUCCUGUGUACCAGCAGGACCCCCUGCAGCAGGACGUGUGGGAGACCCUGGGAGGGGACAAGGAUGACUUCCUCAUUUACGACAGGUGUGGUAAGCUGACGUUCCACAUUCCACUGCCUUACAGCUUCCUUCACCGCCCCUACAUCGAGGCUGCUGUCCUUGCCACCUACCACAAGGACAUCUGUGGAAACUGCAGUUUUCAUUUAAACUCAACUCUAACUGCAGGACCGAAUGGGACAAAUGUUACUUCCAUAAAUGCUGCUGCCACAGAUUCUCCAGUGGCCCAGGGAGCCACAGAGAUUGGGCACACAAACACAACUGGACAACACCACCACCCGGACAGGGAGCCCCCAGUUAAAAACAUCCAGCACCAUCACCAUGGAGACCACCAUUCACACAAGGGGAAGGGACAUGAACAGCCCCACAGCCAUCAUUAAUCUAAAGGGCAAUGCAGAUUAACCCUAACCCUAAAUGUGCUGGGCCCAGUUCCUGGAGAUUGUGGAGGUGACACUGACGCUGUGUAUAGAUGGUGUAUUAUUAGACAUGAAUUAUUAGGUAUUGGACUUGUGCUGAUUUUAAGUGAGAUAGAAAACCGGUCUCGCUGCUUAAGUUUGAAUAGCCCACAUGAAUUGAAAUUCAAGUCUUCACUGCUAGUUUAAUAUAUUUGCAUUUCUAUUGCUUAAAAACAAAUACAGUUUGCAUGUAGGGCCAGAAUGACUAAGCCAUGUGACCCAGUGCAUGUUACAAUACUAUUAAGGAAUCAUCUAAAAGAAUGAUUCUGUACAUAUCCACCUUCCAACCCUUUGUUCUCCUUCUUGUUGUGAGGGCUAUGCAGACAAGCUGACCCUUAUUUGGUCUCUCGGUAUCUUUGCUGUUCUAACUUCCCGGCCCGUGCUGUUGGGUUUACUAUGGCUCUCUGACUCCCUGCACUAUAUGAAUUCUGCAGUUAAAACUACAGUGCUUAGUGGCUGCAGACUGAUGCUGUGUAGGUGGGAACACAGAGCUUGUAGAGAAACUGAACUGUUGAGAGGGGCAGCAAGUACUGAGGCAGAUUUGUUUUAGAGGCAGGGUUGUAUUCUACUGUAUAUGCAGUAUAUACAGAUAAGCUUGGUUGUGUCACCUUUACACCUUUAUCUAUUCUGUACCUAGCCAUGUUGCAUAAAGACCACCCCUACAUGGGAGUGUGAAAAGGACUUUGGAAUUGCAAAGCUUGCCAGUGCCCUUAAAAUGAGUGUUAUUACUAUUGCGUUCUAUAUUGCCUCACUGUGUCUGUGUCAUGAGAGAGCAAUAAAAUACCACCUGUAUGGAUGUAUGGAUGGAUGUCACACUUGAUUUUUAUUUGCUCAUCCAGUUGUGAUGGAACUAGAUGUUCUAACCUCUGAUUUGUAAGUCUAAUAAAAUAUAAUUAACAAACCCAGUCUUAAGUCCAGUCCUAAAUGAAAUAAUUUGUCUGCUUGACUACAUUUCAUAUAAUCUAUGGCAAUAUGAGUGUUUUGUAAGGAUGAAUAAAGCAGUAUAAUUUGCACUUACUGUAAACUAUACUGUAUUUAAAUCUUGAUUUUGCAUUGUAACCCCUGUAACAGCUGUCUGGAUAAAGGUGUCUGCCAAAUCAAUUAAAUACAUAAAGAAAUAAA